AUUAUUUAUAGUUGUUAAAGUGUUAAUCGCAGUAACUAAUAGUGUAUUUAAUGUAAUUGUAGUGAAAAUAGUUUUUUCGAUAAAAAAGGCAAAAUUCAAGCAUUAUGUUAAACAGCUGUUGUUAAUAUACAAAAAAGCACAUAUCUAGUAUAGAAUUAUUAUUAAUGUGUUCCCAAUUAAAAAACUGUUCCUAGAUAUUGGUUAUCCUAACACCGGGACAAGUAAUAUAUAUUCCCAAACAUUAUACUAAUAAAAUCAUAAAAGAAACAUCAUUCUAUUAUAGAAAAUAAAAUACGAAAUCUAUUCUAUAUGUAGGUACAAUAAAGAAACAAAAACUCAAUAGAACCAAAAACGUUUAAUAAGAAGGUCGUUUAUAUACCUCAUCGCUCAUAGAAUCAAACGGUCGGUUAGAGUGUAAAGACGUCGUUGUUAUCGUCCGUCUGCAACAAUUUGCUUUGUUUUUUAUUUUAUUAUAAAAUAGUUUUUCUUUUGUAGGCUGGAGAAAAUAGAAUAAAAAUAAAAAAAUAAAAUUCAAUUAAAAAAGUUUUUAUUACAUCUCACUCCAAAAAAAAAAAAAAAAAAAAAAAACAGCAGCACCAGAGACCAAACAACCUUUUUAAGGUUGAAUCAUUGAUUUAAAUUUUAAACGUCCAUAAAACACAAAAAGCCUCAAGAUGCGGUUAUUUCCAGUGCGUUACUCCAAAAUACCAAAAAUGCUCGACAUUUACUCACAGUUUAAUCCAUCACCGCUCUCUAUAAAACAAUUUAUGGAUUUUGGUCAAAAUGCUUGCGAAAAGAAAUCAUUUAUAUUCUUACGUAAAGAACUUCCGGUACGUUUGGCGAAUAUAAUGAAAGAGAUUGCUCUACUGCCCGACAACCUGCUCAAUACACGUUCCGUUAGUCAAGUUAGUUCGUGGUAUGUAAAAAGUUUCGAAGAUGUUUUGGAAUUCGAAAAGGCAGAUCCCACACAUGAGAAUCUACAAGAAUUCUGUCGUUCAUUGGAACACAUACGAAAUCGUCACAAUGAUGUGGUACAAACAAUGGCGCAGGGCGUCAUCGAAAUGAAAGAAACUCAGGGCAACAAUGUUGACUCAUCGAUGGAAACAUCGAUACAAUACUUUUUGGAUCGUCUCUAUAUGUCACGCAUCAGCAUACGCAUGUUAAUCAAUCAGCAUACUCUUCUGUUUGGUCAAUUUACCAGUGAUCAAGGACGUCAUAUAGGUUGUUUGGAUCCUGCCUGCCAAUUAUCAGCCGUUGUUGCUGAUGCCUAUGAAAAUGCACGCUUUCUCUGCGAUCAAUAUUAUUUAACCAGUCCCGAGUUGGAAAUUGUUGAACACGAUCAGGUGUCUGGUGAACCAUUGCCCAUACGUACUGUUUAUGUACCAUCGCAUUUAUAUCAUAUGCUUUUUGAAUUGUUUAAAAAUUCAAUGCGUGCCGUUGUUGAGACGCAUGAUAAUGAAAAUUGUGAUAAAUUACCGCCCAUUAAAGUGUUGAUUGUGCGUGGUAAAGAAGAUAUUUGUGUAAAGAUCUCCGAUCAAGGUGGCGGCAUUCCCCGUUCCCAAAGCGAUCAACUUUUUAAAUACAUGUACAGUACGGCUCCUCAGCCUUCAAAAUCUGAUCUACAUACAGUACCUUUAGCCGGCUAUGGCUAUGGUUUACCCAUAUCACGUUUAUAUGCUCGCUAUUUCCACGGUGAUAUUGUGCUUUUGUCCUGCGAAGGUUAUGGCACAGAAGCUAUUAUUUAUUUGAAGGCAUUAUCUGAUGAAGCCAAUGAAUUGCUACCCAUAUUUAAUAAGACCAGCUCGAAAUUCUAUCGUGCCACAGUACCCACCGGUGAUUGGUCAAAUCAGAGUUCCGAUAUGAGUUCCCGUCAAAUGAAUGCUUCAGCACCCAAACGCUUCAAUGAUUUUCUAUGAAAAAUACUACCACCAUCAAAUGAUUAGCAACAGCGACAUUGACACAGCAGGAGCUUAAAAUCAUCAAAAGGAUUUUAAUUGAAUCGCCCAGAGAGCAGCAACAUUAUCAUCAUACACCAUCGGCUA
Messenger RNA from Lucilia sericata (common green bottle fly), 2042 nucleotides. It is a transcript of the gene Pdk, whose product is annotated as pyruvate dehydrogenase (acetyl-transferring) kinase, mitochondrial. NCBI's taxonomy places the organism in Eukaryota, Metazoa, Arthropoda, Insecta, Diptera, Calliphoridae. The coding region runs from base 675 to 1916 and encodes 413 amino acids. Gene Ontology annotation, biological process: protein phosphorylation; regulation of glucose metabolic process. The record is from RefSeq and is a predicted model, not a curated record. The transcript has 7 exons. Gene Ontology annotation, cellular component: mitochondrion. Gene Ontology annotation, molecular function: pyruvate dehydrogenase (acetyl-transferring) kinase activity.